AUGUACGAGUGUAUACAACAAAUGUUAGCCGCGGGUGUAAUGGAACGUUCCGUGAGCGACUACUGCUCCCCGGCUGUGCUGUGGGGGACGAGAACAAUGAGUAAGAGAAGCAAACUUUAUAAUCCUAAUGAUCCGGUGGAUGCUGAGCAACUUUUGAACAUUUUAGAGGAACUAGAUUCUGACGACGAAGAGAUGGAACCCAUACGAGAUAGUUCUCAAAUCGAUCUUAUCUUGAUGCCACCUCUUGAUGGUGCUGACAGUGAUAGAGACGAUGCUGAUAGCGAUGACGAGCCUUUAGGUACUAUUAGAGAUAUUGGCAAAGGGGUUCUCAAACAGCCGAUGGAAAUCAUAUGUCACAAAAACGGAGAACAAAAUAUUGUCCAUUUGGACGCGUCUAAUGUAGAAGCCGCAAACAUAGACGAACAAACUGUACAGGAAUUUAGUUCUGAUGAUGAAAUACCCCUGGCAAAAAAAUUUAAAAAAGAACUAUAUGUAAAACAUACCAAAAGUCGUAAAUGGGAAGAAAAAACGUUAAGACAAGGUGAAAAAAUAACAAUUAACAAAUCUCGUUCCCCGCAUAUUGUAAAAUUUAUUAUUGAUAAUAAUGCGGAACCAGUCGAAAUUUUCCGAACUUUUUUUGAUGAGGAGUUUAUGCAAUUUAUUUGUGAUGAGUCUAAGAAAUAUGCCAAACUGAAAGGACAUCACAAUUUUGACGUUUCAACUAAGGAAUUGUACAUAUAUUUUGCAAUUCUGUUACUAUCUGGCUACAUCAAAGCACCACAUAGACGUAUGUAUUGGGAGACGAAGGCAGAUUCUUACAAUUCACUGAUCGAUACCAAAAACAGAUGCUACAAAAUUCAGCCGUUACUGGAUCAUGUCAAUAAAAAAUCUCUAGAAUUUUGUCAACCUCUGGGUAGUUCGUUUUCAUUAGAUGAGGCGAUGGAGCCUUAUUAUGGACACCACAAUUUAAAGCAGUUUAUAAAGGGCAAACCAAUUCGGUAUGGUUUUAAGUUUUGGUGUCUUACUUCGUCGGACGGUUAUCUUUUCAAAUUUAGUCCGUAUUGUGGGGCAGGAGACAAAAUUGAAGGAUUUACUUUAGGAACAAGUGUAACAGAAAAAUUAUGUCUCAAUUAUAUUCCAAAAGGUUCUACGGUUUAUCUAGAUAACUUUUUUAAUUCCCUUUCAUUGCUCCAUAAUCUUCGAGCUUAUGAUAUAAAUUGCGUUGGUACAAUUCGAGCAGACAGAAUUGAUAAAGCGCCUCUCAAAGAUCUGAAGAAAGAAAAACGUGGAAGUUCUUAUGUGUUACAAGAAAAGGAAGGUAGUAUUACACUGGUGAGAUGGCAUGAUAAUAAUCAAGUUAAUAUAGCAACAAACCUAAUCAACAAUGACAUAUGCUUAUCUAAGGGUUCGUGCAAGCGAUGGUCUAGAAAGGAUAAAAGUACAGUGUCAAUUGAACAACCAUCUUUGGUCAGCAUAUAUAAACAAGGAAUGGGGGGAGUUGAUUUGUUUGAUAAAAUGAGAGGCUUAUAUCGCAUUCUCAUACUUGUAAAUAUGUGGAUGCUGUAUAGAUUUGCACAUCCAAAAGUUGGUUUACUAGAAUUCGUUCGCAGAACAGUUUUAGCUUUGCUUUCAUCGCCUCCACAUUUGGGUGGACCAAAACCAAAAUGUACUAGAGCCGUUUUGCCCGAAAUUAGAUACGAUGGCGUGGAUCACCUGGUAGAUAGCAACAGCACUCAACGAAAAUGCGGCUUUUGUGGGAAAUGUGCUAAGUUUGUAUGUGUUAAGUGCAAUGUAGGCCUCCAUCCAGCACAUUGUUUUAGAGCCUACCACACACCAUAA
Molecule: messenger RNA, 1839 nt
Organism: Zophobas morio
Lineage: Eukaryota; Metazoa; Arthropoda; Insecta; Coleoptera; Tenebrionidae
Product: piggyBac transposable element-derived protein 3-like
Exons: 5
Coding region: 1-1839 (612 amino acids)
Molecular function (GO): sequence-specific DNA binding
Source: RefSeq, a predicted model, not a curated record